AUGUACACUCUCGCUGUCACCGGCGGAACCUUGAAUGCUCUCGGUGCCAUCUCGUUGCUCAGAUUUCCCAAAAUACUCUCGUUAAAGAUCAUGAGCCCAGACCCAGUUAGGAUCCCGCACGUACACUGCGUUUCUUUUGUCUGGGAAGCGACUGACGCCUUGGUCGCUAGGGCACCGAUUGGGGUAAAAAUCAGAUUCUUGAUCACUACUUUGAACGUUUGGCCUACAGCACAAAUGAUUAAUUUCCGAUAUAUGGGGGCAAGUCUGUUACAAACUCCUACUAUAUCUGAGCUAUGGACUCGAGCGCAGGCUGCUAUCGCUGGAAACCUCGCUAAUCCACCACGCUUGAGGGCGAGUCGAGCGAGCAGCUUAUUCGUGUGUUUUUGCCGAUGCAUGACACUAGUUUCUGGUGAUUUAGAAACAAUCUGUUCAAAUACCUCUGGCCGAGUCGGGAAGCAGUUGACUAUAUAUACUGGGUACCGGAUGUUGUACGGUGAUGACCAGUCUGGGAUAGACUUGGACAACCAGCAGAGCCAGCAGCCUCCAAAAUCAUCUCAAGAGUCAUUAUUCCUGCAGGCCCGGCAGAGACGUAAAAUCGCUGAACUGGAGGGAAAGCUAGAGACCUUGGAGUCAGGGCGCUGAAGGUACAACAAUUCAGAGAGUGAGUCUGAACAAUGUUGGGUCUUGCAGAACCUAGCUGCUAUUUGACCCUAAAGGGUUUCUGGACCAGGCUCAAGGCUCAGAGGAGAGGAAAUAUCAUGAAAAACUACUGAAGACUCAGACUCAUACUGAUAAC
Suillus plorans is the source of this 796-nucleotide messenger RNA. RefSeq lists its product as uncharacterized. The transcript has 7 exons. NCBI's taxonomy places the organism in Eukaryota, Fungi, Basidiomycota, Agaricomycetes, Boletales, Suillaceae. The record is from RefSeq and is a predicted model, not a curated record. The coding region runs from base 1 to 642 and encodes 213 amino acids.